AUUAGUGAUACUUAUCUAUCAUGGACAUUCAUGUCUAUCUCAGGAUCCAGGAAUCUGUCAAGCAAAAUAUUUCAGAUUUUGACAUUGCGCUAGAAACAGCCAUCUCAUCAUUUCCUCAAGAACGUGCUGAAACUGUUCGAAGUAUCGUUACCCAAGAAUACCAGAAGUUUAUAAAAUUUAAUUAUAAAUCAUCACAUUCAUGGGAGAAUCGGAAAAAACUUUUCCAGAACUUUGUCUCGUCAAUACAGGACGGAGCUAAACCAGGGAUUAUUAUAAACCUUGCACAACAAAACAAAACGUCGCCAGCCCUCGCCGCUAAAAUCAUUCUAGAAGAAUAUUUAAAGAAAGAAUCAAUAGAGGAAACUGAACCUGGAGAUAAAAGGGUUGAGACUGCUUUUCGGCUGCGUGUAAACCAGUUACUGAAGAACCACGCUCUAGUUCCUGAUCGGGAUCUUUCCUACGAGAUCUUUCUCGCUAAACUCAAGGAUCACAGCUACGGUCCUCUGGCAGAAGCAAUUAAACACAGUAUAGGAGAAGAACAUGAACAAAAGUUGAAGGACUGUUUGAACGCCUUGAAUAUCCCGUUCAGUGACGAGCACGUGUUGAGAGGCCAUGGUUAUGAUAAAACCCCGGAUGUAAAACUAGAAGUUCCGAUCGCUGUCAACGGAAAGAUUAUUAACUGGAUAGAGUCUAAGGCUCUGUUUGGAGACCGAGAGAGCCACGAGGGAUAUCUCCGAGAUCAGUUUUGGUCCUACUGGAACCGGUUUGGAUCCGGUCUGGUUAUCUACUGGUUCGGAUACAUCAAACAACUAGACAGUAAUUCUGAAGCUGGAAUAGUGCUAACAGAUCGCUUUCCAGACGUAUCAGAGAUAACAAGAUACGAUCCGAAGCUGAUCUCCCAGAGAACAGAUAAACUUGUAUUCCUGGGCAAGGCUGAGAAAGGACGGAGAAGUGUAAGUGAUAUCCUUCCCUCCAGAGCAACAGAUUCCUUCUCCACUUCAUUCGGAGAACUUUCAAUUAAAGAAAGUCAAUAAAAAGUGCCAAGGAGUGAGUGGAAAAG
Molecule: messenger RNA, 1060 nt
Organism: Eurytemora carolleeae
Lineage: Eukaryota; Metazoa; Arthropoda; Copepoda; Calanoida; Temoridae
Exons: 9
Coding region: 21-1034 (337 amino acids)
Source: RefSeq, a predicted model, not a curated record